CCUUCCCAUCGCCAGCUUGUCAUCCGCGCCGUCCCCGCCCGCCUAGGGUUUUCCCCGCCGCCGAAGACCGCCUGAGGGAGGGAGAAAAUGUCGUCGACGCCGGAGACGUCGCGGGAGCCCUGCCCGGACCGCAUCCUCGACGACGUCGGCGGCGCCUUCGGAAUGGGCGCCGUGGGCGGCUCCGUCUACCACUUCCUCAAGGGCCUCUACAACUCCCCCAAGGGCCACCGCCUCGCCGGGGGCGCCACGUCCGCACGCAUGCUCGCGCCGCGCCUCGGCGGCAGCUUCGCGGUCUGGGGCGGCCUCUUCUCCACCUUCGACUGCGCCUUCGUCUACGUCCGCGAGAGGGAGGACCCCUGGAACUCCAUCGCUGCCGGCGCCGCCACGGGUGGCCUGCUCGCCAUGCGCCAGGGCCUCAUGGCCUCCGCAAGGUCCGCGGUCUUCGGCGGCGCCCUCCUCGGGCUCAUCGAGGGCGCCGGGAUCAUGCUCAACCGUGUCUUGGUCGUCCCGCUGCCGCCGGAGGACAUGCUGCAGUACCCCGGGCAGGAACCUGGCCAGCACGCAUCACCUGGCUUCCUGGGAGUGCCGCCGGCGCCGCCGAUCGCGGUUCAGGAAGUUCCCGCCCCUGACUCUGGCUCGACUGGGUGGCUUGGCGGUUUGUUCGGGAGGAAGCCGCAGCAGGACAAGAUUGCAGGUGGGGAUCGUAAGUCGGAGGUGUUGGAGAUGGAUUUGCCCCCCAAGGCCGUUCCCUCCUUCGACUACAAGUGA
Molecule: messenger RNA, 768 nt
Organism: Setaria italica (foxtail millet)
Lineage: Eukaryota; Viridiplantae; Streptophyta; Magnoliopsida; Poales; Poaceae
Product: mitochondrial import inner membrane translocase subunit TIM17-2
Exons: 1
Coding region: 88-768 (226 amino acids)
Biological process (GO): protein import into mitochondrial matrix
Cellular component (GO): mitochondrial inner membrane; TIM23 mitochondrial import inner membrane translocase complex
Molecular function (GO): transmembrane protein transporter activity
Source: RefSeq, a predicted model, not a curated record